Leptosia nina is the source of this 1974-nucleotide messenger RNA. Lineage: Eukaryota; Metazoa; Arthropoda; Insecta; Lepidoptera; Pieridae. The record is from the annotation of a GenBank genome assembly.
AUGAGUAAUAACGCUCAUGAGCUAAGUAAUCGGCUUCUUAAUGCGUUGGAUAGCAAUUACAAUGUCGUCGACAUGCAGGCAGUUAAUGAAAUUAUAUCCAUUUUGGAGAAAUUUAAUAUUACAAAAGAGUUGCUGGAGACCACCCGACUUGGCAAGCACGUGAACGAACUACGGCGGAAGACAGCAGACCCGACCCUCGCGAGGCGCGCCAAGGUGCUGGUGAAAAGGUGGCGGGAUCUGGUCAUACCCGCCGUUGCAUCGCCUGCACACACCGGUUCAAAUCGUUCAUCAGCAGAACGACAGACUCGACGACCGGGCGGGACGCCGCUAACUUCACCAGCACUAGUUAGGCAAGGUUUGAGCCCGGCUGUGCCCAGCCCGAGACCGGUGUCAAGGCCAGCAUGGGGUGGUUAUGAGUCCGACUCUCAGGAUGUAAUCCUGGUGGACGACGACCCGCCCGCACCCCCACCUGCGCCCGCGCAUACACCUAUCCACGCACACAAGCCUAUAACUCCGCCUGUUAAGCGGGCACUUUCUCCAGAGACCCUAGAUGACGAUAAAAAGGCUAAAAGGGAUAAGAAACCGCGGAAACGAAGGGGCCAUGGCAGAGCUGGUAGUGGUACGGAAGCGACGGCGUCGACCGCAGUCAGUGGGGCCCCCGGCUCUUUGCCCGGGGCGGUGGGCCCCAACGCGUGGCCCUCUCGUAAUGGCUCCGGGCCUGAUAGACGGAAGAACGGGUGGCGGAGGGAUAAACCGGAUCCCUAUGCUGCCCUUGUUAACCGGUUGCCACCAGCUGGGGGCAAGAAGGUAAAGACGACAGCGGAACUUCUAGAACAGAUUCAAUUGCGGACAGGGGGUAAAGCGAGUGCUCCCCCAUCUCCACACUCCCCCCACUCACCUGAUGUUAUGCUCAUAGAGCCAGAUGAAUGUCCAGUGAAAGUGGAUUCACCAUUACGGAAUGGCGGCAGUGAAGAGCCUCCAGAACGCAAAUGGCUCCUCGAGCCCCUCGAAGACGAGAAAGAGUGGGCACCGUGUAUCUGUGAUCCCGAAGUAGGGCCAGACCCGUCCUGCCCAGCGGACUCGCAGACAACUAUCCUGCCAGAUCACGUUCAUGCCCUCCACCACACCUUCCUACCUGGGGUAAACGGGACUCGAGCACCACUUUACCCUCAUAAAUUUGCAGUACGUCCAUCAGUAAACCCAGAAGACCCAACUCUUUUCGCAAACGUCGUACCUCUGUACAAUUAUUCAGAUUAUGCCGACGAUUUCUGCGUUAAGAACAUGUCGCGUGUGCCGAUAUGUACUCAUAUCCCCACUUCACAUUUCGCUCCAUCCCCUCCCUCGCCCCCACCCAAACCCCCACCCCCGUCCCCAAGACCGUAUCCGAUCGAUGACGUCCCAGAACCCAAGGGCUUCGAAGAUUCUCCUUCACCUAGUCUUAUUGAGGAUGUUGAUAUGAAAGAAGUCAAAGUAGAAACCAACGAGAGACUGAAACCCUCCCCGACCCCCCACGUCGAUGAGAAGCAAAUGGAAGACAUUAAAGUGAUGAAGGAGGAACCGCAACUGCAGUUCUCCAUGACGUCACCCGAACACAGGACGGUCGAGCGAACGAAAGAGCAAGAUUCAGAUCAUAAAGAUCCAGACAUGAUAAACCAAAAAGAUCUAGACUUGAAGGAUUCAAAGAAUCUAGUGCAAAAGUUGCGACCUAAAGUCGACUUAGACGGUAGGACUUUGUACGAAAAGUGUGUAUCGUGUAUAAGAUCAGUGCCCUAUAGUUACGAACAUGCCUCGUCCGCUCCGGUUCUAACGUUUCCCGUUGAAAAUGUGUCGGACAGCGUCAGCGAAGCGUUAGAGAGUGCCGAAACUGAGCGUGACGACCUAGGCCGGCCGGUUAGGGCUUCGCAUUUCGCCGAAUGGCACGAGUGUGCAAAACUCGGGGACCUUAUAGCACUUCCGUAUGUUGUCAUCGACUGA